AUGCCAGAGGGUCGAAAGAAGAGAGUAGCAAUUAUCGGCGCUGGUGCGGCUGGCAUGUCAUGUGCGGCGACCUUGGCCAAUCACCCCGACAGAUUCGAGGUGACUAUGUUUGAUCCGGAAUCUCAGACUGGUGGCCAGGCGACCUCGAUUUCCAUCGAUGAGAAGAAAUACGGUGCCAGCUGGCUGAACGACGGAGUGCAAGGUGGCUCGGCCAUCUUUCGACAUACGUUUCGCUUCUUCCGUCAGUAUGGCCAUGAACCGCAGAAAGUAAAGCUCCAGGUGGCCUUUGGCAAGGGACGAGACAACUUCUGGACCAACGUGUUCCCGAGUCCGCUGGUGGACCAGCAUUCGAAGGAGAUCAAACGACUAGGCAGCGUGUUGAAGUCGAUCAAGUACCUCAUGCCAAUCCUGGGGGUGAUGCCCGUUAAGGUCAUUCUGAAACUGUUCCGCUUCAGCGACGAUUUUAACAACAAGAUGGUCUUGCCGCUGCUCGCGCUCUUCCUCGGAACCGGGAACCAGACACCCAACGUCUCGAGUGUGCUCCUGGAGCGUCUGUUUGAUGAUCCCCAGAUGAGACUGUGGGAAUAUGACCCAGACACCUUACUCCCCAAUCUGCCUGAAAUGUACACUUUCCCGAACCUGGCGAACUUCUAUCGAGAUUGGGCCAAAGACCUCCGCGCCAAGGGGGUGAAUAUCCGCCUGAACUCAUCGGUGGCAAUCCUGGAGCGUGGCAAGAAUGGCGUGGUUCUCCAGGUGCACCAGAAAACCUCGGAGCAUGAGAGCGCAGCCCCGGCAGGCCCUCCAGAAGUCUUUGACGAGAUGGUCCUUUGCUGCCCCGCCGAUGAAGCCAAGAAGAUGUUAGACCGCAACGCUACCUGGCGUGAAAAGUACGUCCUUGGCGGCGUCAAGUUUUUCAACGAUAUCACCAUCACCCACUCCGAUUCGGAUUAUUUCCAAAGUAUUUUCGAGGCCAAGUAUAACCCUUCCUUAACAGCGGAACCCUCAACGCGGGAACGCAAGGACCAGAUUAGUUUUGCUGAACAGUCGCGCCGAUGCGAGAAGGAUGGUUGGCAGGGGUUCAGCCCCAUGUAUUUCAUUCACGGGUACAAGUCGGAUCCGGACAAGAUCGAGAUGGGCUUCGAUUGUACGCAUUACCAGCAUCAAUUCCGUGAGAAUCUCGGCGAAGGCAGCGAGCCUCGUCCACUGGAAGAACACGUCUUUCAAACUAUUUUCUUGAAUGAUCAACAGAAGCAUCUAUGGACCUGGAACGAUAUCGAUCCGUCCAAGAUCAUCGCGCGCAAGUGGUGGCACCAAUUCGGACACAGGUGGCAGCACUACCUCCGAGUUGUACCGGGGAUGAUGUUCAUCAAUGGGCAAAAUCAUACCUUGUAUGCUGGCAGUUGGACCAUGGUGAACAUGCAUGAAAUCGCCUGCAUUUCUGGUAUCGCAGCGGCGUAUCAGCUGGGCGCCACCUACGAACCAUUUGACGACUUUGCCGAGGACUUUUUCUCAAAGUACUUGCUUGUCUGCCACGGUACCCGAUACAAGCGAGGGAAGAACAAGCAGACAUAA
Messenger RNA from Penicillium oxalicum, 1572 nucleotides. Its product is annotated as putative flavin-containing amine oxidasedehydrogenase. Gene Ontology annotation, molecular function: oxidoreductase activity. The coding region runs from base 1 to 1572 and encodes 523 amino acids. NCBI's taxonomy places the organism in Eukaryota, Fungi, Ascomycota, Eurotiomycetes, Eurotiales, Aspergillaceae. The record is from RefSeq and is a predicted model, not a curated record. The transcript has 3 exons.